AGACUCACCUGGCACCUGCGGGCAGCCUCCAUUCGCAGUAACCAUGGGGAAAACAGGCUUCUGUCUGGUCCUCGCCUUGGCUCUUGUGACCCUCAGCACCUCUUCACAGGAAAAGUGCAUCCUGACUGGAACCUGGCGGAACGACCUGGGCUCUAACAUGACCAUCUCUGCCGUGAACGAGGCCGGGCAGUUCUCUGGGUUGUACCUCACAGCGGUGUCAGCUGCAGAAAAGCCAAUCCUCGUGUCGCCCCUGAACGGAUCCCAGCACAUCGACGACCUGGGGCAGCCGACCUUCGGGUUCACCGUCACGUGGAGCUUCUCAGUCUCGACAACCGUCUUCGUGGGCCAGUGCUUCGUGGAUGAUCAGGGGAAGGAAACUCUGCAGACCAUGUGGCUGCUGCGAGAGAAGGUCAAAUCUGCAGAGGAUAACUGGAAAGCAACCACGGUCGGCACAAACGUUUUCACCCGGAUCAACGGGCAGAACGUGGGAGAAUCCGUGAGGAGCGACCUGUGACCUGUGACCCCAGCAGCACCGUGACCCCACUCUGCAGCCCCAGGGCUCCUGGCCCUCCCUCCCCUGAAUCUCUCAAGAGCAUCUCGCCCGGCCUCAGGGCUGUUUGCUGGGCUGCAGAGGUGCCCAUCUCUGUCUCCAUCUCCCCUCGCUCUCCGGUUACACCCCCAGAAUCCCUGCCCUCGCCCCCCACGCUGCAGUUUAGUUCCUUUCCCAGUUAAGCUCUAGCGCGGGAGGCAAAUGAGUCUCUGGUGUUUUUAUCGCUCUUGGCCCUUGGGUGAAGCUGUUGCUGAGACGUGAUUCCCACCUGCCCUCUCUGGACUCCCUGGGAGGUGCCGGAUUCUCUCCCACGAGCCGGGCCCUUCCUGGGACGCCCCUUGGCAGGUUCAUCCCCCUGGCUCGCUCCUUUGCUCACUGGACAGUCAAUAACAGAUUUAGAAGUAGCCAUCAUUCAACAAAAAAACUUCAAAAACAGACUUCAAAGAGAAACUGCAGAGAUACAAUUCAUUUGCAAAUUUACCACCAUUAAUUUGGGCUUGAAUAGGGACUGAGAGUGGCUGGUUCACUAUAAAAGCAAUUUGCCCUCUCUUGGUGUUGACACCUCCUCAUCAGUUAUUGGGAGUGGACCACAUCCACCCGGACUGAAUUGGCCUUGUCAGCACUGGCUCUCCACUGGUAAGGUAACUCCCUUCUCUUCAUGUGCCAGUAUCUCUAUAACUUU
Messenger RNA from Chrysemys picta bellii (western painted turtle), 1232 nucleotides. The record is from RefSeq and is a predicted model, not a curated record. Lineage: Eukaryota; Metazoa; Chordata; Testudines; Emydidae.